UUCACUUCGCUCUUUUAUUUUGAAACGACCUCAGCACAAACGGAAGUUGCUUUCUGCUAGCAGCAACAAUGAAGGCUGUGCGAACAAAAACAGCAUAUCAGUUUAUUUAAUGUAAAUUCCCAUGAUGUGUUGCGCUUCGUUUUAUUUGAUAAACACGCCUUAAAAGCCGACGAUCAGGUUUAUCCUGUUGGAAGUUUUUAUUUUAUCUGAAUUUCCUUCCGGAAGCAGCCGAAGUGUUAGCUUAGCUUGUUAGCUGGAAGCAAACCGCCAGGACCGAGUCAGAGAUCCAGUUUGGUGAACAGAUUCCUUAUGAUGGAGGUUAAUGGGAGAAAAGGUUCUGCUGUGGUUGUGUGAAAACCUCACCAGUUAAGAGCGUUAAAGAAAAGACAACAGAGAUGGAGGAAGCAGCACUGAGUGACCAGAAAGAAUCAAAUUUUAAAGACGUCCAGCAGCUGGUGGUGAUCAAAGAGGAACUUCCUUCUGAGAACUGGAGUGAAAGUCCAGACCAGGAGGACCAGAAGCCUCCCCAGAUCAAAGAGGAACAGGAGGAGAAUGAGAUCAUCGAGUUUAUAUUUGAUCCUGUAUCUACGAAGAGUGAGAAUGAUGAGGAGAAACCUCAGCUCUCAGAACAUCUUCACAACAAACCCACAGAGAACUCUGUUGGACCAGAACUAGAUGAAUGUUUUGAAUCAGACAGUAAAUAUAAAACUUCUGGUUCAGAGACGGAUGUCAGUGAUGGGGACUGGGAUAACAACAAAUCUCAGUCAGGUUUGAACUCUAUGAGAAAAAGGAAAGUUUCUGAAGUUAAUAUGAUAUGUGAUGGGGGAGAAAAGUUGCACAGCUGCGCUGAGUGUAAAAAAACAUUUAAUAGCAGAUCAUAUUUAAUAAGACACAACAGAAUCCACACAGGAGAGAAACCGUUCAGCUGCUCCAUCUGCAACAAAGCUUUCACAUGGAAACAUGGAUUAGUCCAGCACAUGAGCCUGCACAGUGAAGAGAAACCUUUUAGCUGCUCUGUCUGCGGUCAGAUGUUCAAAAGAAAGGAAGACGUCACCUCCCAUAUGAGGCGGCACUCUGCAGAAAAGCCUUUCAGCUGCUCUGUUUGUGGGAAAACAUUCAAAAGGAAGGAAAGCGUAACUUACCACAUCAGACGUCACACUGAAAAAAAACCCUACAGCUGCUCUUUCUGUGACAAAUCCUUUACUUUGGAAGUAACUUUAAUGGAACACAUCAGGAUCCACACAGAGGAGAAACCUUUUAGAUGUUCCAUCUGUAAUGCAGCUUUUAAAAGGAGGUACACGUUAACAGAACACACCAGAACCCACACAAAGGAGAGGCCGUACAGCUGCUCCAUCUGCAGCCGAAGCUUUGCUCACAGGUCAUAUCUAACCGUCCACAUGAGAGAUCACGCAGAAGAGAAACCUUACACCUGCUCUGUCUGUAAUGCAGCUUUUAAGAGGAGGUACACCUUAACAGAACACACAAGGACCCACACCAGAGAGAGACCUUACAGCUGCUUGGACUGUGGCAGGAGCUUCAUGCACUGUGUGAGUCUGAGGCGCCACAUGAGAAGUCACUCAAGAGAAAAACCUCUUAGUUGCUCCAUCUGUAAGGAAACGUUCAAAUGGGAAAAAACUUUCCUGAGACACAAAAAAAUCCACACACAGAAAUAAAUUUUCAGCUGCACAGACGGGUCGAUCUGUUGAUGUGUUAACUGGAAAUUUGUGCCUCGUCUGUCUGAGUAAAAAUAAUUUACAUUUUAUUCUGCAAUUUGAGAAACCCAUAAGUCACACAAACACAGUUACUAGAUGUUUUCAUUUUUUUAAAGAAAAGAGUAACUGUGCUGCAUGUUUGCUCACAGUGAUUGGUUCAGAAGCUGCAUCAGCUUGUUGGUGUCAAUCUAAGGUGAUUAGUGGUUCCUACAAAACUGUGAAAAAGAUUUAGCUCUUCAGGAUGUCAUCAAAAAGUUAUUUUCAAGAUGCUCAAAUAAACUUAAAUCCCAGUUACUAACCCUGUAAGUAACUAACGCCUAAAGCUAAAAUUGAGUUGCUUUUUAUCCUGUUUCCUGUUGACUUUUCUGUUUGUUUGCAGCUAAGCAUCUCAGGUAGAACUGUGUUUUGUUACUGUAGCAACCUCGAGAGGUGAAUGACCUAAAUAAAAGUACAUAGUGUUAUCAGCAGUUACAAUAAAUAAAAGUAACUUAAUCACAUGAUUCAUGUGAUGUGGAAGAAAAGUGUUUCCACUGCAGUUUUGUGAAAUACAUAAAUUUUGAUUCAUCCGAAAAUCACUUAAUCUAAAACUUUAUUGAAAAAUGUGUUUUUUUCCAAAAUUGGUGUAUUUCCAUUAAGUACAUUUAUUUUGCAUAAUUGCAAUUUCAUAGUUAAUGGAAAAGCAACUAUUGACAGUCAGCUGGAAAACUGUCAAGUCAGCAGCUUCUUCCAUGAAUGGUUGGACCAUUCAUGGAUUUUUGUUAAUAUUUUUUUUAUUUGAAAUAUUCUAAAUUGGAGAAGCUGAUUUUUGAGGGGUUUAUUAGCGCUAAGUAUUAAUCAUCACCAUUCAUAAAUAUAAACAUUUAUGCAUCACUCUUUACUUUUUUUUAUUGUUUUACUGAAAAACUUUAACUUUUUGGUGAUUAUUCUAAAUGAGAUGCACCUGAACAUUUUUCCAGUUCUGCUCAUUGGAUAAACAUAAUUCAUGGUGAUCCAGUGUAACUUUAACUGGACUCUUGAUGACACUUAAGACAUGACAAUAAAAACAUCUGCACACCUUU
Xiphophorus hellerii (green swordtail) is the source of this 2770-nucleotide messenger RNA. RefSeq names its product zinc finger protein OZF-like. NCBI's taxonomy places the organism in Eukaryota, Metazoa, Chordata, Actinopteri, Cyprinodontiformes, Poeciliidae. The transcript has 2 exons. The coding region runs from base 396 to 1673 and encodes 425 amino acids. Gene Ontology annotation, biological process: regulation of gene expression. Gene Ontology annotation, cellular component: nucleus. The record is from RefSeq and is a predicted model, not a curated record.